This is a messenger RNA of Octopus sinensis (East Asian common octopus), 2874 nucleotides long. Its product is annotated as transcription factor E2F5-like. Bases 542 to 1648 code for a protein of 368 amino acids. Gene Ontology annotation, biological process: regulation of transcription by RNA polymerase II. The record is from RefSeq and is a predicted model, not a curated record. The transcript is spliced from 9 exons. Gene Ontology annotation, cellular component: RNA polymerase II transcription regulator complex. Gene Ontology annotation, molecular function: protein dimerization activity; DNA-binding transcription factor activity, RNA polymerase II-specific; RNA polymerase II cis-regulatory region sequence-specific DNA binding. NCBI's taxonomy places the organism in Eukaryota, Metazoa, Mollusca, Cephalopoda, Octopoda, Octopodidae.
AGUAGAGAAGAGGAAGAACGAUAACGACGAGAAAAAAGUAGUGUAAAAAGGGAGGAAUAUGUGUGAGAGAAAAAUGAAAGGAAGAAAGGCAAACAAAAGGUGACAAACUUAAAAAUCACUGGAGUGGGAACGAAGGGGAGAUGACGUACGAGGAGGAGGAAGAGUGAAAAAAGCAAUUAUAAGUAAAAGAAGGAGGGAAUAAAAUAAAAGAGUAAGAGUGAAAGAAAGAAUGAGAGCAGGAAAGGAAAACAAAAAGUGAGAGAGAGAGGUGAUAAUGGGAGGGAGGAUGAAGGCGAAAUGAAAGACAACAACGGCUGGGAAAAGAAGAGAAGAAAAGAUGGAGGAAUAAGUAAAAGGAAAAAGAAAUAAGAAGCAAAUAAAGAAAAGUGAGGGUUAAGAGAAGAAGCAAAAAAUUGCAACAGCUCAUAUUAUUGAAAGAAAAAAAAAAAAGGUAGGGACGAAAACGAGAUAAAGAGGAUCUACCCAGCGUACUGUGCGCCGACAACCCAAUUUAUCGUGGUGCUUUCGCCUGCAGUUACACAUGAUGGCUAGUGCAGAACAAACACCACCUAGCAGGCACGAGAAAAGUCUCGGUCUUCUUACCUCGAAGUUUGUGUCUCUGUUGCAAGACACUGAAGAUGGAGUACUUGACCUAAGAGUGGCUGCAGACACAUUGGCUGUACGACAGAAACGACGGAUAUACGACAUCACAAAUGUUUUAGAAGGAAUCGGGUUAAUAGAAAAGAAAUCAAAAAACAGUAUCCAGUGGAAAGGAGCAGGUCCAGGCUGCACUUCCAAGGAAAUAUCCAAUCGGCUUUCAAUUUUAAAGAACGAAACUUCCAGGUUGGACCAGCAGGAGAAGGCCCUCGACUCUCAUAAGAGCUGUAUACAACAAAGUAUUAAAAAUAUCACUGAAGAAGCAUCCAACAAUACCAAGAUGGCCUAUGUAAGUUAUGAAGAUGUUUGUAGUGUUUUUCCUGGGAGUAUCUUGUUAUCUGUACAGGCACCAUCAGGGACACAACUUGGAGUACCACUGCCAGAAAUAGGCCCAGGUGUCUUAAGGAAGUACCAAAUCCAUUUGAAGAGUACGUCUGGUCCCAUCAAUGUAAUGCUGGUGAAUAAAGAUACAGACACUUCAAUUCCUGAAGUUGUCCAAGUUCCACCAUACCAUGAUGAUAAGAAGAUGGAGAUAUCCCAGAAACAGAUGUUGAUACCUGCUGUCAACAGUGUGAAGUCUCCCUUAAAGACUCCACACAAACAGCUAAGAAAGAAAUCUCCUCUGAAAACACCUCUUUCACCUGUGAACCGAAUGACCACACGAUCAUCACCACGCAAAAUGUCUCAACCCUAUACGAAUAUAUUACCUCAUACCAACAAUCAAUUCACCAGUUCCAACAUUACUGAUAAUCUCACAAAUGAUCUACUUUUCAACAGUACAAAACCUUCAUUUAGUGGUAAAGAAUUUAUUGAUGAUCUUGGCUUCAUCUCAGCUGACGGCUUGGAACCGUUGUUGCAUCUAAGUCCUCCACCUAGUGAGAGGGAUUACCAUUUCCAUUUGGAUGAUAGUGAAGGCGUCUGUGAUUUCUUCGAUGUUCCUCUACUACCCCCCCAUGCUACUGCUGCAUCUUCAGCCACCCCCUUCUACUGAUACCUCAGGCAUUUGUCUCUUCUCUUCACCUCUUAAAACAUAUCUUCAACAGCCACUUAUGCCUACUAUUACUACUACUACUACUACCACCACCAUCACCUCCACCACUAUUCUCACUGUCGUCAUCACAGUUAUCACACCAUUCCAUAUAAAUGUUCAUUCCUAUUUUUAUAAAUAGGUUUGUAUGCUCCUCCUCUUCACUAUUUCAAUAUCCCUUUUCCAAUGGUAGGUAUAGAGUGGAGAUAGUAAUGGUGAAAAGUGGUUCUUCAACACACACAUACACACACACAAAUGAAAAGGGAUCUUAUAAUAGACAUUGUCAAGAUGUCUUUAUCAUUGUCCUCAUCCAAGGGAACCAUACUACUCACUCUCAGGGUUUAAAAUACUACAUAGAUCACAAAAUAUUCCACCUAUGUCAUCACAGUUUUAAUUAUUCAUUUUACUUUUUCUUUAUCUUUCAUUUAUUUUACCUUUAAUUGUUAUUUCUAAGUGUGGCAGAUUGGUAGAAUUACUAAAGCAUCACAUUAAAUGCCUUGCAGCCUUUUUCAUGUUCUGAGUUCAAAUAUUGCUAAAAGUCAACAUUGCCUUUCAUCCUUCGAGGAUCAAUGAAAUAUAGAAUGAGUGAAGUAUGGUGCUGCUUAUGUUAGAAAUUAUUCGAGAAACAUUUCAAGUCCUAUUAUUACUCAGAACUUAAUACUACUAAUUAAUUAUUGGUUUCAAAUACUGGCACAAGGCCAGCAAGUUUGGAGGAGUAGGCAAAUCAAUUACAUCAGGCCCCCAGUUCUUGAUUGGUACUUAUUGACCCUGGUAAGAUGAAAGGCAAAGUUGUUCCUUAAUGGAAUUUGACCUCAGAAUGUAGAGACAGGCGAAAUGUUGCUAAGCAUUUUGCCCUGCAUGACUGCUAAUGCAUAAUUACUAACUACUAUAUAUAUAUAUAUAUAUAUAUAUACAUACAUACAUACACAUGUAUAUCACUUGUAAAACAUACGCACCCAUGUGGUUAAAAAGUUUGCUCCAAUUAACCUUAACCACUAUGUAAUGGAGGUUUUAAUGUAAUUUCAGUAAAAAUGUUCAGUGUAUCUUUGGUUUUGAAAAUAGGAACACUUUAUCCCAGAGUGUUGUAAAAAGUGAUUAAAACGGUUUGUAUCUGAAAGGACAUCUGGCCAGAAAACACUACCUCAAAAAAUAUCCCUUCCUAACUGUUCUAGAAUGGAAAACAUGGAUGU